Messenger RNA from Sciurus carolinensis (gray squirrel), 930 nucleotides. RefSeq names its product olfactory receptor 14C36-like. Gene Ontology annotation, cellular component: membrane. The coding region runs from base 1 to 930 and encodes 309 amino acids. The record is from RefSeq and is a predicted model, not a curated record. Gene Ontology annotation, molecular function: olfactory receptor activity; G protein-coupled receptor activity. Gene Ontology annotation, biological process: G protein-coupled receptor signaling pathway. Lineage: Eukaryota; Metazoa; Chordata; Mammalia; Rodentia; Sciuridae. The transcript has a single exon.
AUGGCCAAUUCUACCAUGGUAACUGAAUUUCUCCUCCUGAGCUUUCCUGAUGGCUGGAAUAUGAGAGUCUUCUAUUUUACAGUAUUCACAGUGACCUACCUGGGUACCAUGUUAGGGAACCUGCUCAUCAUCACUGUCACCACUGCUGACCAGAACCUGCACACACCCAUGUACUUCUUCCUCAGGAACCUGUCCAUCUUGGACAUGUGCUACAUUUCCAUCACUGUCCCCAAUGCCUGUGUCAACUCUCUCACUGGCAACCAGGUCAUUUCAGUGGGUGGCUGUGCAACCCAGAUUUUCUUGGUCAUUUUUUGUGCAUACGUGGAGAUGCUGUUUCUUUCCAUCAUGGCCUGGGACCGCUAUGUGGCCAUCUGCCAGCCCCUCCAGUACCCCAUCAUCAUGAACCCUCAGUUUUGUGUCCAACUGACCCUGGCUUCCCUGCUCAGUGGCCUGGUAUAUGCAGGUGUGCACACUGGGAACACCUUCAAGCUGUCCUUCUGUCAGUCAAACGUCGUCCAUCAGUUCUUCUGUGAUCUCCCCUCUCUGCUGAGGCUCUCCUGCUCUGACACCACCAGCAACAUGGUCCUUCUUCUUUUCUCUGCUGUGGUGGUCUGUGGCGGUUGCUUUACUUUUAUUACCAUGUCAUAUAUUCGCAUAUUUUCUGCUAUGCUGAAAUUUCCCACCAGAGAGACAGGGAAGGCCUUCUCCACCUGCAUUCCUCACAUCCUCGUGGUGUCUGUCUUCUUUAUUUCUGUCACAGGUGUGUACAUGAGACCUUCAGCAACCUCUGACACACUGCAGAGCAUCAUUCUCUCUGCCUUUUAUACCAUGGUUCCUCCAUUCUUGAAUCCUCUCAUCUACAGUCUCAGGAACAAACAGGUAAAGGAAGCUGUGAGGAGAGUCAAGCAGCUGUUCUCAGGGAAAAGAUAA